AUAUCUGACUAUUUGAAAAGUAAAAUAACUGUGUGGAAAAAGUCAAAUAAUUUUAAUUUGUAUUACAAAUCAUUCAUAAGACAAUUAAUGACAUGACUGGAAGGCGAUUCACACCCCCUGACUAGGUGGCAGUAGCACAUGGAGUGAGGAUUGUCUCUGGUUGCCUGCACACUUCUUUGUCAGCCAGCGCUCGUGUAUUGUUUUGAGCCGCGGCUGCUCCAGCGCAGGACCUGUCAGGAGAUGCGCGAUCUGCGCAGAAUCUGCGCUCGGGAGAUGCGUGACCUGGUGACGUCUUUUCCGGAUGAGUUCACGCAGAUGGGAUUUUGGACAGGCGUACGUGAACCCACCCCCUGUGUCAACCUAGCAUCAGCUGAUCAUUUAUACCCGUUCAAACUGCGGUAGCACUCGUUUGGGAUACAGAUGUAAUAAUGCGUGUGUUUAUCAGCUGUUACGAUAGUUGUUACUCGUUUCAAAUAUAAAUUGAUGUUGAUUGGCGGGAUUGUAGAUUAUGAUUCGACCAACUGCACUGGAUUAACUGGAUUUCAAACACCGGCGGUCAGGGCUGCUGUUUUAUCUGAACAUUUAUUAUUACAUUUGGAAAACAUGUCUGGACCAAAUGGAGAUCCCAACGUUUCCAUAGGAAUAGACGAAGAGGAGGAGUUUGGCGAAGAAGAGUAUGCAGCAAUCAACGCCAUGCUGGACCAGAUCAACUCAUGCCUGGACGACCUGGAGGAGCGCAACGACAGUCUCAACACCAAGCUGAAGGAGCUGCUGGAGUCGAACCGGCAGACGAGGCAGGAGUUCAGGCAACAACUGAGCGAGGGGCCGGCCCAGACCCCGCCAUCACCCCCACCACCAUCAUCUGAGCUGGGGGGCAGGGAGGAGCAAUGAGGAGGAGCCCAUGAAGCUGACCUCUCAACCUCCAAGGACUAGAGGAGUCAGGGAGGGAGAGCAGGACUUCAAGUAGAAACUGGGUGAGGCUCCAACAACAGAAAAGAGGUCAGAAACUAUAGACUUGGUCCUGAGGUUCAUGGGACAGAAAAUACCAAUAUACUUUCCAAAGGAAAACAAAAUAGCAAGUAUAUAAUAAAUGCAUUGUUAGUUCAGCAACUUCACAUUCCAGGAUGUGGCUAGUACUGCAUCUACAGGUAGUAAUACCGUUAACCCUGCAACAACAACUACUUCAGUUUAUAUAUAGCGCCUUAUCAAAUACAAUAUCUAAAAGAGAAAUAAACAAACCAAUCAUAAAAUCAGGACAUAAACUCAAAAACCAGAUUUGGCUAUAAAAGCUUCUCAAGGGCCUUAACCAAAUGUGAGACCGAACAGAUAAAUCUUUAGACCUUUUUUAACCUAUCGACUUACUGGCAGUUCCUGAUGUCAACGGAGAGGUCAUCCCAUAGCACAGGAGCCAGGUAGCUAAAGGAACAACCACUGAGACCAGCCCAUUUCACAUCAGGAACUACCAGCAGGUCAGCCUGGGAGGAUCGAAGGGUACGAACCGCAGAUAUCCAAGAUUCAGUGUCUGCAAGACACUCAGUAAGCACUAAUGUAUCAGAAGAAAUGUUAGUGUUCAGUUUCAGAUAUAGUUGUGUGUCAUCUGCAUAUGAAUGAAACUGAACACUGUGUCUACAGAUGAGCUCACCCAGGGGCAGCAUGUAGAUGUUAAAGAGCAGUGAGCCCAAAACCGAGCCCUGGAGACACCAGAAUUAACAUCCAAGUGAGCUAGUGGAGAUUCACUAAAUUCAACUCCAUGAACUAUAUGACAGUCAAAAUGUUUUCUAUGGAGUUAUUUAUCUUUCUCCAUGGCACAGAUAGCCAGGACUGGGUUUAUUAAUUCCAAUCCCCAUCACAAUCUAUAUGUAUGGGGCCUUCCUGGGUACAAGAGGCAGUAAAAUAACCCACAUUGAUGGCUUUACUAGACUGCUAAACUGUUCCCUAGCUCCCUCUAGGCCUGUCUUCUAGUGACCUACCUUUGCUGUGAAAACCCUUAGAAGUUGUGUGUGAGGGUCUCAGACCUUCAGUAAUUGUUCAAUUCAAAACUAUUAUACCUGUAUAAUACCAGGGUUACAUGUAGAGAAUAUAUAUUUUAAAAUGCUUAAUUAAUAUCUACAUUUUGUAUACUGUACAUUUACACUAUGCUAUAAGAGAAACCUUCUCAAAUAUGUGAUACUACAAACCUCAAUAUGUUUGUAUAUUACAGGAAAGGCAGCCAAUAUAAACUAAUCUGUUAUUUAAACAUUGUAUUUAAUAAAGUAAAUUGAUACUUUAACUUUGUGGGAUCUAGAUUUUUUCCUUGGAGUAUAGUGUGGCAUCGCUGUACAUUAGAUCCUCACCUGCAACAAAAGAAACAAAAUCAUAGUCCUCAUUAACUGCAAAAGUUAAGUGUAAAUGUAAUGUAUCAAAUUACAUACAUACUGCAUGUGUUCUGAUUUUUUCAAAGAAAAAAUAAUUUGGUACUAAAUGGGUUAAGACUAGGACUUUUGAAACAUCUUAUACAAGUAUGAAGUGUAAUUUUAAGACGGAUAUCUGUAGUGAGACAAUACCUGGCAUUUACAUGUACAUAAAAGUGGUUCUACCUUGUGCUGAAAAUGUCUAAGCAUGCUGUUUUAAAUAGUAAUAAAGCAAUAUAUUGUCUGGGAUUUCUUGUGACAAACUUUUUUAUUAUGUUUAGAACAAAGAUUAUUCUGAUCUGUUUGUAAGAUUGAUUUAUUGCCUGGCAGAGGACAGAUGUGUUGUAAUUAGUUUUAACACAAAUACAUUAUCUGAUGAUGUGUGACAUUGUAAUAACUGGAGGCUCAUAACUCAAGGGGUAUGACUCCAUAUCCAUUGCCUUGAGUUUUCAAUGGUAUAUUAAAACAUAUUUUGUUUGUGCA
Molecule: messenger RNA, 2873 nt
Organism: Acipenser ruthenus (sterlet)
Lineage: Eukaryota; Metazoa; Chordata; Actinopteri; Acipenseriformes; Acipenseridae
Product: bublin coiled-coil protein-like
Exons: 2
Coding region: 484-891 (135 amino acids)
Source: RefSeq, a predicted model, not a curated record